AAAAGUCUUCAAAAAAAAAAUUCAGGUCUGGCUCGACCGCCUAAUUUGGAUUUGGGUAUCUUGCUUUCUUUGCGGUUCUCCCAGUGCAGCCCGGAUUUGCCUAGAAGGGUCAUUCUGUAUCACCAUAUGUUGUUACUGGUAAACGGAUGAUGUUAGUAAGUCAUGACGACGGAUUAGUAGCCCAGGGAGGAUUAUGGAGGUCAAUCAGUGACUUAAGACGCAUCACCCCCUCUGGACACCACCAGAUCUUUCAGCUUCUCUCCUUGGCCUGAACGCGUGAGAGUCCACCCGCACUCCAAACACAGCCGAAUCCAGUAUCCACCGGGUGGACCUAGUUGCCGUCGGUUACCUCCAGACGUUUUUUUAAACCCGGGAUGAGCAGUCUGGCGGACAUCCCUUUCAAGAUCCCCAGUGUUUCCAUGGAGAUGCCUCAGCCCGUCAUGGCCCCCGAGUUGCCCAUCCCGGACGUCCUGCAGUUAAUGUGGGAGACUGAGUAUGAUUUCCAUUUGGAGAACUGGGUCCUGGCAGGACUGGUAGGGGGGUACCCCAGGUGCCCCGAGGUGCAGCAGCCUGAUGCCCCAUUAGAGAUCACCUCGUCCUGCCCCCUUCACUGGCUGAUGUUCGGCAGUGCCGAGGUGUGCCGGCUGGCCAGCCCACGGGGCGCCGAGCUCUGGGGUCCGUCCCCUCGUCUGGGGAGCCUCAGCUUGAACCCCAAGGUGACCAUAGGUCCCCUGCCACCCAGGGUAAAGUUCGCCAUCUCCGUCUCUGAGGACAACAUGGACAGCUGCUCUGAGGAUGAUGAAGGUUCCUCCAGUGAAGACCCAGCAAUGACUCUACCCACCUCUGGCCCAGUGCCAGUGCCCAGCUUGUCAGAAGGAGGUGGGCCUUUGGAUUUCAGGAGUCCCCAGCUGUCCUCCUGCAGCCUAGCCUGCUACGGACAGUCAUCACUGCAUAGGGGCGUUGCACUGCACUGCGCCACCCACUGGCAGCUUAGCAGGCCACGCUGUCUUGGUUCCUCUGGACUCUGUGCCUCAUCCACCUCAAGGGACCCAGCACCUUCCUCAACAGUCCAGACCUCCAGGGUGGAGCAGCACCAGACAGCAAUGCAGUCCCAAAGCCCCUACUCCAGUCAGCCCCGCCCCCCCCCGGCAGGCCGACCCCUGGAUUCCCACACUUCCAUUGCGGACUCGUCGGCCGAGCUUCUGUCGGCCCUCAGCCAGGAGGAGCGCGAUCUGUUGGAGACCAUCACGGAGCAGGGAUACCCCCUGCGAACAGCCAUCAUUGCCCUGCAGAAGACAGGCUGGCAGAGCCCAGAUCAGAUGCUGAGAUACCUGCUGUCAUGUGACCGGCUGUGUGAGCUGGGCUUCGACGUGACCGAGGUCCAAGAGGCUUUAGAGAUGUUCCAGAACUGCGAGACCAAGGCAGCUGAGUUCUUGCACCUCCUGGCCCAGUUCGACGAGAUGGGAUUCCAGCAGAACACCAUUAAGGAAGUGCUGCUGGUCCAUGAGAACCACAGGGAGAGGGCCCUGGAGGAGCUGAUGAUGCACGCUGCGUGAUGGGCCCAGCUGCUAUCCCAUGAUGCACUUGCAGGAUUGUCACUCCAGAGCCGUGUGCCACAAUGCAGCGUCUAGGUUGCCCAUGAUAAAAUCCUCAAAGGGUGUUUCUCAAUACCAAGAACGCAAAGAUUGUAUUUGUGAUCUUGGCAAGACCAGUCUUGCUAACUUGCCUCCCAAGUAUGAAUAUGGGGCGCAAUGAAUCAUGGGAUUCGUCUCAUUUGUUGAGGAUGCAAUGAAUGUACGCUUGAUAUUUGGGAUGGGGCAAGAGCGACAUCUUGGGAUUUUUAUCGUCCUCUGUGCUUCUGUUCUUGAGUAUUGGAACUGGUCUUCGGCAAUGGCAGAUGACGUAAAAUGGGUACACAAGAGCACAAGUACGGUCAAGUACGCAUAUUGAGAAACACCCAUAAUGUGUCAGACU
Messenger RNA from Paramormyrops kingsleyae, 1974 nucleotides. RefSeq lists its product as uncharacterized. Gene Ontology annotation, molecular function: ubiquitin binding. The record is from RefSeq and is a predicted model, not a curated record. Gene Ontology annotation, cellular component: ESCRT I complex. Lineage: Eukaryota; Metazoa; Chordata; Actinopteri; Osteoglossiformes; Mormyridae. Gene Ontology annotation, biological process: ubiquitin-dependent protein catabolic process via the multivesicular body sorting pathway.